Molecule: messenger RNA, 3045 nt
Organism: Eucalyptus grandis
Lineage: Eukaryota; Viridiplantae; Streptophyta; Magnoliopsida; Myrtales; Myrtaceae
Product: U-box domain-containing protein 5
Exons: 7
Coding region: 596-2551 (651 amino acids)
Biological process (GO): protein ubiquitination
Cellular component (GO): nucleus; cytoplasm
Molecular function (GO): ubiquitin-protein transferase activity
Source: RefSeq, a predicted model, not a curated record
AGGGGGACUUCAGCAGCCACUUUCCUCGGGAACAGACAAAGCUGUGGAAGAUGACGCCUCUCUGUCUCUCUCUCCACAUGUAUAUACUGGGAACUUGAAAUGAGGUCUCUUCUCUGACGUUGUCCAUUUGUCUCCCUUCUGUGCAAACACUUCUGCUUGUCCUGAGCAAGAUUCUUCACUCGGAGAACAAAAACACGAAAAGGUUAUUCUCUUGGUGUUCUGGGUUAAAGAAUUUGCUUAGUUGUUUUCUUCCCCGAAGACCCAUUUUGGCAGAAAAGAAAAAAAUGGUCUUGGUUAUUGGGACGAGCAGAGCAUGUACUCUCCUCUCGGAGAGCUGUUCUUGGACUUCUCUUCUGGCUGUAUGCUUCUACACGUCUAAAAAGGAGGGCUCUUGCUAACAUUAUCUGAUCAAGGAAAAAUCAGUCCCUUUGAAUGGGGAGUGGUACUGUGGUGGAGGAGACACUCUCUAAGUCUUAUUUCAAGUGUUAAUUAUGAUAAUAGAGCUGCAUUCCAGCUUAAUUCUCUUGAAUGAGAAGAGUUUCUGAUCUUUGGUGCCUUUGGCUUCCAAGUCCACUCUGAAGUGUGCAUAGAACUUAUGAAGUCGGUUCAUAGAGUAUCAAGUGUUAUUCCACAAAUAGAGGCAGCUCGACCUCGCUCGUCUGCAAUGCUUGCACUUUCCUCUUUAACUUGUGAAAUCGAAAAAGCCAAGCAACUCCUCCACUACUGCAGUGAAUCUAGCAAACUCUACCUGGCAUUAACCAGUGAUGCAAUAGCCAGGAGAUGUCAAAGAUCAAGAAAUCUAUUGGAGCGCAGUUUAGACGUAGUUCGUAAUUCGGUUCCAGUCUUGUUGGCUAUCGAGAUAUGUCACAUAGUUGACGAGCUUAGAAAUGCAAAGUUUAUCUUGGAUCCUUCUGAAGUGGAGGCUGGAAAGGUCCUUCGUGAAUCUUUAAGGCCACAUUUAUCCAUAACUGUUCCGACAGAGAGAUUGGAUAUUGGAGCGCUUAAAUUUGCUGCUUCAAAGCUUCAUAUCAUGUCUCGAAGAGAUAUCGUAAUAGAGAAAAGAUCAAUCAAGAAUCUUCUCAGAAAAGUUGGUGACGGAAACCCGGCAAAGAAAGAGAGGUUGAAAUUCUUAUUUUAUCUCUUGGAUAAGUACGGAAAUUCCAUUGUGACAGAGCAACAAGAGAAUGCUAUCCUUAGUGGUGAUAAAACAAGUGAAUUUCAAACCUCCAGAUCCAGUAAUGAUGCUAAAGCUGAUGUUGUCCCUCCUGAUAAAUUCAAAUGCCCUUUGUCCCUGAGAUUGAUGUACGAUCCCGUCACCAUUGCUUCUGGAGUGACAUUUGAAAGGAUGUGGAUCCAGAGGUGGUUCGACGAGGGUUACGAUACAUGUCCCAAAACAAAGGAAAAGCUGUCACAUCAGUCAUUGGCACCGGACAGUUUCCUGAAACAUGAGAUAUCAAAGUGGUGUGUAGAAUACGGAAUUAGAAAUAUUGACCCAAGCAGAGGAGCAGAAACCCUUUGCUCAUCGGAAUCUUCAAUGUCCAUCAAUAGCCUUGGCAGUCUUGCUCAUGGAUAUGGAGAUUCCAUCUACAAUCCCGACCCUUCGAAUGGUAAAGUUCUAAAUGACCUAAGUUCAAACUCUAUUCAGAGUGAUGACAGUGAUCAAAGAUGCGAGACUUCUACACUGAGGACCUUGAGAUCUUUAGCAUUACUGCCUAAACUCAAGGAACUUAAAUGGGAGUCCCAAUGCGAUGUUGUCGAAGACACAAAAAACUAUUUGGAUCGUGAUGAUCAAGCUCUUGGGUCAGCAACAUUUGAGAAUUUUCUUACACUGCUUGUACAGUUUCUUGUAGACGCCCAUGACCAAGGUGACCUAAAAGCUCAAAGGACUGGGUCACAGUUGUUGCUGACAUAUGUCAGCAAAAAUAGAUACGAAGCGACUUGUUUCGACAAAGGUGCAUUCUCUCUGUUGAUAUCAUUGCUCGACUCAGAAGUGUCUGAACAAGUUCUUGCCACGCUAGAAGUCUUGUCUGCUCAUGAAAACUGCAGACCUGAGAUUGCCGCAUCGGGUAUUCUUGGCCCCAUCUUUAAAAUCCUUGGCUCUCAGAACAGAAUUCUUCAGGAAUCUGCACUUAAGAUCCUCAACAAUCUGUCACAUGAUUGCUACGUCUGUCAGCAUCUUAUAUAUUUAGGAUGCAUCCCAAAGAUGAUUCCAUUUCUUCAAAGUUCCCCUUUUACGAAGCUUGCCCUGACAAUCCUGAAAAAUUUGUGCAAUAGCGAAGAGGCAAGCGCUUCCAUUGCGGAGACUGAUAAAUGCAUUGCUUCUGUUGCUGAAUUUCUAGAGUCUGCAAGCAGUGAAGACCAAGAAUAUGCAGUGGCCAUUCUCCACUCGGUAUGCCACGAACAAGUUCGAUACUGUAAGUUGGUCCUGGAGGAAAGUUUUGCAGUUUAUCCUGCUCUAAUCAACAUAAAGACGAACGGGAGUGACAAGGCAAAGGCGAGUGCUUCCGAGCUGCUAAGGCUUUUCCAAGUUAUCGAACACGAUGGCUUGUGACCUGAGGCAUUCUAUGCCUCUUGAAAGGAAGAUAUAUUCAUUUUAGAAGAACUAAUUUCUCGAGUGACCAGGGUGAAAUUUAAAGGCGCAUCCUGGGGACUCUGCUUUUUGACUGUGCAGUGGUAGAUAAUCUCCAUCAACAGAAGAUAGCAUAGAAUCUUCUCAAAGAAAGAGUUCUCAUCCCGGCGAGAUUCCGCAUCGCUAGGGAUGGAUUCUUUGGCAAAUUUUGCUUAGGCCAGGUCCUGACAGUAGGCUUCGUUUUUCCUCUUUGUUCUUGGGUUUCAAGCUAUUUUGAUAGUGUCCAUGUAUAUAGGAAUCUACAUUGUCUCUGCUUCAGUUUUCUCAAGCCAUGAACUCAGUGGCGUUUGUACAGUUUUGAGUUGUUAUUGGCCUUGAAGCUGAUCGCAGUCAUCGGAUGCGGAACUUGUUGCGACGCAUGCAAACUAAAAUGUCCUAGGUUCUUCCUAUUAGAAAGUUACAGCAAGUUUUUUGCA